CCUGCGUCCAGCAGCACGCCGAUAGACAAACAGAGCUAUUGUUAGCCGAGAAUCAGCAAGCAGGUUGUGUCAGAGUGUAUCCCAUACUCGCCACCCACCACCUACCUGUUGAAUAUUCACACCAUUUAUUUGGCAAGCAGCGAAGGCAGAGUAGCUGUCGAAGAACAUAAAUCCAAGCUGUGGGGCAGGUGAGAAGAGGAAAAGUGUGUCGCGGAAGGAAGGAAAGAAGGAAGUAAAUAUAAGGACAACACGACCAUUGGGCUUGGAACUCAACAGGUUAACUACUUCAAUGGUAUAACAGCGGCUCGGACUUUUUAAUUCAAACGUCGAAAAACACACGAAAGCAUCAAUUAAAAUGCCGUUGGGACCAUGGAGGAAGAAAAGCAAAGCGACGAAGGAGCAUUUGGUGGACAAUGAGGAGGUCGGCGGCGGACACGCAGGUGCAACUGGGAGCUUGGCUAAAUCCGCCGUGAACGGAGCGGGGCUACCGCCUCCACCUGCAAAUCUGCGGCCCAAACUGGUCUUCCACACGCAGCUGGCGCACGGAAGCCCCACCGGCAGGAUCGAGGGAUUCUCCAACGUGAAGGAGUUAUACUCGAAAAUAGCAGACGCGUUUAAUAUAAGCCCACCUGAGAUCCUGUUCUGCACCCUCAACACCCACAAGAUUGACAUGGAUAAGCUGCUGGGGGGCCAGAUCGGCCUCGAGGAUUUUAUCUUCGCCCACAUUAAAGGGAUCAAGAAGGAGGUGGAAAUUUAUAAAUCUGAAGAUGCCCUGGGCCUCACCAUCACUGACAAUGGAGUGGGAUACGCUUUCAUAAAGCGUAUCAAAGAGGGCAGUGUCGUGGACGGGGUGAAGGUGAUCUGUGUGGGCGACCACGUGGAGUGCAUUAACGGACGGAACGUGGUCGGGAUACGGCAUUAUGAGGUCGCCCGCAUGCUUAAAGAGCUGCCCAAAGACAAGUCCUUCACCCUCAAACUGGUCGAGCCGAUGAAGGCUUUUGAAAUGCUUGAGCCCAGGUCAAAAGGCGCCAAACCUCCCAGUGAUAACAAGAUCGGCACAGGGAGGGGGACUCUGAGACUUCGCUCCAAGGGUCCAGCUACUGUAGAAGAGGAGCCAACAGAAUUUGAAGAGAAGGCAGUAAAGAAAGUGGAUGACCUCCUGGAGAGCUACAUGGGCAUCAGAGACACUGAACUUGCUGCUACGAUGGUCGAGGUCGGCCGUGACAAGAAGAACCCGGAUGAAUUUGCCAUGGCGUUAGAUGAAACCCUCGGAGACUUUGCCUUUCCCGAUGAGUUUGUCUUCGACGUCUGGGGUGCCAUCGGAGACGCCAAGCAGGGAAGAUUUUAAGUUUGCUCCUGCCUCCACCACACACACACACACACACACACACACACACACACACACACACACACUUCUUCCCCAACUCGCCUCUUAAUAUCCUCAGAAGCAAACUGGACAAACUUCAACCAGCACAAACUUUGUUCUUAGGCAUAGCUUUGCACUUGGAUGCAAGUCAAGUCGGUUACCAUAUGAAAUUUGAUGUGUUAUCCAUGAUAUUCCAACACUGGACCUGCCUCCUGCAUGCUGAAGAGUUGCUGAUUAAUUCCUGAUGUUGUAUAAACCUUUUGUACACCCCCCUCCCCCCGAGAGACAUGAUCGCUCCAGCUACAUCUUGUUCUUCUUGUCAGAACAGCAUACAUAGUCAACAGUGGUCAAUUACACUGGUUAUGAAAUGAAAUGGUAUGUGCACACUUUAAAUCGCUGUUUAAAUCACACUUUAUAGCUGUGUCAUUUUGAAUAUGCAGAUGUAUCACACAGCUUUUUAUAGACUUUUUUUAUAUGUGGAACUGUUGCUGAUUUUAUAGCAGCAGCAUUGUGUAAUUAGUGUAAUUAUAGUCAUUGUAGCAAUAAUUCUCUCAAGCUACCUUUUUUUUUUUUUUUUUUUUUAAUUUCCCUCCAUCUUUUAAAAUCUUAUAAAUGACCUCACAGGGACGAAAUGUCGGAGCUUCGGCCACGUUCACUUUGGUGAUGUUUGUUUACUUUGUGAUUUUUCUUAAAAACUCUGCUCUGUGCCCUGACACACCAACCCGAUAAUCGGCCGUCGGACAGUCUGGCGAGGUCAGUGACUCGAGUCUGUUCGGUGUGUUCUGUGCCGCCGUCCAUCGGAGGAGCUGUGGGCUUGCAUUUUGGCUGACCUGACUUGCUGGGUCGGAGGCCGGGCAGUCGGACUCACUCCACCAAUCUGAUUGGCAGUACAAAGAACAGACAGCUUUGUCUUUAAUUGCCUUUAGCCAAGUUUGAUGACACGUUCCACCAACAUUCCUUAUGUUUCUCAUGUCGUUUUAGUCUGUUAACACUGUUAACAUGUCAUGAAAUGAGGCUUAUUUAGAGAGGCAUGCUUAUAUUUUAUUUCCCUGUAAUUUAUUUUAUCAUGAAAAAUCAUAUGCUGUAAGACAUUUUUACACUGAGAUAUGGCUCUGUAUGAAAGAAAGUUCUUUCCUAAAUAAGCCAUUUUGAAGGUUGACUGGAAUGGGAUCAAUUGCAAUCCAAUGUCUUAAAUAAAUGCACUCGCAUUAAUGUAACUGCACUAUUUAAAUCACUGUCAAACUGAAUUUAAAUAGUGACUUGAUUAGUGUCAUCUACUGAUGUUAACUGUUGUAGCAGUUGCAUAUUGUUUGACAAACCAUAAGGGAUCACUAUUGUUGGAUAGACAAUAAAAUUUGAUAUACUGUUAUUAUAGCUGUGUCAUAAAUGCAUCCAGCUCACAACGACUUGGUACAACAAACUUUAUUGGCACACUUGGCUGUGUACAUGUAUAAAAUACAUCGAGACACACAACCAAUGUUUGCAUCCCUCAAAGAGUUUAACAAGGCUGGG
This is a messenger RNA of Sander lucioperca (pikeperch), 2878 nucleotides long. RefSeq names its product GIPC PDZ domain containing family, member 2 (gene gipc2). Bases 356 to 1348 code for a protein of 330 amino acids. The record is from RefSeq and is a predicted model, not a curated record. The transcript is spliced from 6 exons. Lineage: Eukaryota; Metazoa; Chordata; Actinopteri; Perciformes; Percidae. Gene Ontology annotation, molecular function: protein binding.